AUGCAGAAUAAUCCAUCUGUUGUUUUAAGAGGUACAAAAGACAUAGUCUUUGAGAACAGGCCAGUCCCCCACCUCAAAGACCCUCAUUAUGUUAAAAUUGCUAUCAAGAAAACCGGAAUAUGCGGCUCUGACUUUGCAUACUAUGCCACGGGUGUCUGUGGCUCAUUUAAGAUGGAAAAGCCAAUGGUUUUGGGUCACGAAUCUAGUGGAGUUAUUACUGAGGUUGGAUCCGCAGUUAAAUCACUAAAGGUGGGCGACAGGGUGGCAUGUGAGCCAGGUGUUCCUUCCAGAUAUUCAUAUGAAUACAAGUCCGGACACUACACCUUUGUCCCAACUCCACCAUACGAUGGGACUCUUUGUCGUUACUAUGUCUUGCCUGAAGAUUUCUGUGUCAAACUUCCUGACACAGUUAGUUUUGAGGAGGGUGCUCUUGUUGAGCCCCUUUCGGUUGCAGUGCAUGCAAACAGAAGGGCUGAAGUUCAUUGUGGUGACAGACUCCUUGUUAUGGGAGCUGGUCCAGUGGGAUUGUUUAUUGCCGGUGUUGGUAGAGCGUUUGGUGCAAUGAAAGUAAUAAUUGUCGACCGAGUUCAGCCCCGGCUUGAGUUUGCAGUGAAGAAUGGAUUUGUAACUGACUAUUACAAUUCAGAUAACAAGUCCACCGAAGAUUUGGCAAAGUACAUUAACCAGAAAUGGGAUGGUGAGUCUCCAACAGUUGCAAUUGAUGCUACAGGUGCUCCAGUCUGCAUCAGAACAGCUUUACAAGUGAUCUGUAAAGGUGGAAGAUAUGUUCAGGUUGGAAAUGGCAAGACCACAUUGGACAAGUUCCCAAUUGCAAGAAUAUCCGAAAACGAAAUUAAUGUCCGUGGUAGCUUCAGAUACGGUGUUAACGACUAUAAAACAGCUGUCGGCUUAAUUGCAACCAAGAAAAUAAAUGUGAAGCCAUUGAUAACGCAUCGGUUCAGCUUUGAACAUGCCGCUGAAGCAUACGAGUUCUUCACUCAACAUAAGGCUAUUAAAAUUAUGAUUUCCGGUCCUUCUAGCUUGAAGAGUAAGCUAUGA
Brettanomyces bruxellensis is the source of this 1059-nucleotide messenger RNA. RefSeq lists its product as uncharacterized. The record is from RefSeq and is a predicted model, not a curated record. The coding region runs from base 1 to 1059 and encodes 352 amino acids. The transcript is spliced from 2 exons. Gene Ontology annotation, biological process: D-sorbitol catabolic process. NCBI's taxonomy places the organism in Eukaryota, Fungi, Ascomycota, Pichiomycetes, Pichiales, Pichiaceae. Gene Ontology annotation, molecular function: zinc ion binding; L-iditol 2-dehydrogenase (NAD+) activity.